Messenger RNA from Anisakis simplex (herring worm), 366 nucleotides. The record is from the annotation of a GenBank genome assembly. Lineage: Eukaryota; Metazoa; Nematoda; Chromadorea; Rhabditida; Anisakidae.
AUGGAUACAGAAGAGGAUGAAAUCGACGAGUGCAGUUUAGCAAUUUCAAAAGAGUUCAAAUUUUCGUUGCUUUGCGAAUAUUUACAAUGUAUCAAAAAUGUUCCGAAACAAGCAAAGACGUCAAGACGACGUAUUUUCACGUCGUUGCUUGAGAAAUGGUCAUCGUACAAUCGUAGUCAAAGUCAAACAACCGAAUCGACAUCCAACAACUAUACAGCGAGUUUCUAUCCAGCCUUGAGACUCAUCAUUAAUGCAUACGAUAAUCGCAAGUUCAACAUGAAAUCGGUAAUAUUUCCAUCGAAUAAGCCUCAAUCGCCCUAUACCUCUAAUAUUAGUUGGAAUCAAGAUUUGACGGAUUGGUUUUGA